Messenger RNA from Pyrus x bretschneideri (Chinese white pear), 1416 nucleotides. RefSeq names its product cinnamyl alcohol dehydrogenase 1-like. Gene Ontology annotation, molecular function: zinc ion binding; cinnamyl-alcohol dehydrogenase activity. The record is from RefSeq and is a predicted model, not a curated record. Lineage: Eukaryota; Viridiplantae; Streptophyta; Magnoliopsida; Rosales; Rosaceae. The transcript has 5 exons. Bases 186 to 1304 code for a protein of 372 amino acids. Gene Ontology annotation, biological process: lignin biosynthetic process.
AUUCUUUAUACAGUCGUGUUUGAAUUCAUUAAAAAACUGAUUAAGGCAAACGCCAUGGUCAUAUGGAGGUUUGACAUGAUCAGUAUAAAACCCCAAAGAGCAAUACUCCACCUUCACCAUUAAUUCUGUUACUUUUAUUACUAAUUAUUUGUUCAUUGGUAACCAGACCAAUUGAUCCAUAAGAAAUGGAGGGAAGAAAGGCGUUUGGUUGGGCUGCCAGAGACACUUCUGGAAUUCUUUCACCCUUUUCAUUCAACCUCAGAGAAACAGGUGCAGAAGAUGUAAUGUUGAAGGUUUUGUACUGUGGAGUAGACCACACAGAUCUUCAUCAGAUGAGGAAUGAGAUUCACUCUACUAAUUACCCUUUGGUUCCUGGGCAUGAAAUAGUGGGAGAAGUGGUGGAGUUGGGUUCAGAGGUAAAGAAAUUUAGGGUUGGGGACUUGGUGGGAGUUGGAUGCAUAGUUGGGUCCUGUGGAGAAUGCUCGCCUUGCCAAUCCAACAUGGAGCAAUACUGCCCCAAUAUAAUCCCCACUAUUAAUGGCACCAACAAAGAUGGAAGUUUCAAUAGGGGAGGCUUCUCCUCUGCCAUGGUUGUUCAUCAAAGGUUUGUGGUUCGGAUACCCGAAAACCUAGCACCAGAUCAGGCAGCUCCGUUGUUGUGUGCUGGGGUGACAGCCUAUAGUCCAUUGAAGCAGUUCAUGGGGUCUAACAGGGUUCUCAGGGCAGGGAUAUUGGGUUUAGGAGGAGUUGGGCAUCUGGGUGUGAUAAUUGCCAAGGCAAUGGGCCACCAUGUGACUGUCAUAAGCUCUUCUGAUAAGAAGAGGCAGGAGGCUUUGGACAUUUUAGGUGCAGAUGCUUUUCUGGUGAGCUCCAAUGCUGCUGAGAUGGAGGGAGCUGCCAACAGCCUUGACUAUAUUCUCGACACGGUGCCCGCUUUUCAUCCUCUGGGAUCUUACCUUUCACUGCUCACGGUUGAUGGAAAGCUCAUCGUAGUUGCUGCUGUGCCUAAACCCCUGCAGUUUGAUGCAGUCGACUUAAUUCUAGGGAAGAAGGCGAUUGCCGGGAGCUUCAUCGGAAGCAUGGACGAAACUCAAGAGAUAUUGGAGUUUUGGGCAGAGAAAGGUUUGAAGUCUUUCACAGAGGUGGUGAAGAUGGAUUAUGUUAACAAGGCAUUUGAGAGAAUGGAAAGAAAUGAUGUGAGGUUUAGGUUUGUCCUGGAUGUAGCCGGAAGCAACCUGGAUGAUCAAGACGGUUCAAAAAUAAACACGACAGCGGACAUAAAUCAUUGUGAUAUUAUUCUUUAGCCUGAAAUCGCUUAAAUUUGAUCGAAAUUUUCAUAGUUCAACAAAUGUAUUGCUAAUUGCUCUAUUUGACACCAAAAUGGUAGACCUGAAGUUCAAGAGAAAUAUUAUAACA